AUGGCUGCCAGGGCAUUGUACAACAUCGGCAACGUGUACCACGCCAAGGGCAAGCAGCUCUCCUGGAACGCCGCACAGGACCCCGGGCACCUGCCGCCCCAUGUCCGGGAGCCACUGCGCAGAGCCUCCGAGUUCUAUGAGAGGAACCUGUCCCUCGUGAAGGAGCUGGGCGACCGGGCGGCCCAGGGCAGGGCGUAUGGCAACCUGGGCAACACACACUACCUGCUGGGGAGCUUCGUGGAGGCCACGACCUUCCACAAGGAGCGCCUGGCCAUUGCUAAGGAAUUUGGAGACAAGGCGGCCGAGAGGAGGGCGUACAGCAACCUGGGGAACGCCCACAUCUUCCUGGGGCGCUUUGACGUGGCCGCCGAGUACUACAAGAAGACGCUGCAGCUGUCCCGGCAGCUCAAGGACCAGGCGGUGGAGGCACAGGCCUGCUACAGCCUGGGCAACACCUACACUCUGCUGCAGGACUACGAGCGCUCGGCCGAGUACCACCUUCGGCACCUGCUCAUCGCCCAGGAGCUGGCCGACAGAGUGGGAGAGGGCCGGGCGUGCUGGAGCUUGGGGAAUGCCUACGUGUCCAUGGGGAGCCCGGCACAGGCCCUGACCUUCGCCAAGAAGCACCUGGAGAUCUCCCAGGAGAUCGGGGACCGAAACGGGGAGCUCACGGCCCGCAUGAACGUGGCACAGUUGCAGCUGGUGCUGGGCCGGCUGAGCAGCCCCGCGGCCACGGAGAAGCCCGACCUGGCCGGCUACGAGGCCCAAGGUGCCAGGCCCAAGAGGACACAGAGGCUGAGUGCAGAGACCUGGGGCCUGCUGAGGCUCCCCCUGGAACGGGAGCAGAAUGGAGACAGCCACCAGCUGGGGGAGUGGCGGGGGCCGGGCAGGGACAUGCUCCCGCUCCCCGUGAGGAGCAGGAAGUACCAGGAGGGGCCGGAGACCGCUGAGAGGCCCCGCGAGGGCGGCCACUCCCCGCUGGACAGCGCGGACGUCCGGGUGCAGGUGCCUCGCACGAGCAUCCCUCGGGCCCCGUCCUCCGACGAGGAGUGCUUCUUUGACCUGCUGAGCAAGUUCCAGAGCAGCCGCAUGGAUGACCAGCGCUGUACCCUGGAGGAGGGUCAGCCCGGGGCCGCCGAGGCCACCGCCGCCCCCAGCCUGGAGGAGAGGGUCGCCCGGCCCUCGCUGACGGCCUCCCCGCAGACCGAAGAGUUCUUCGACCUGAUCGCCAGCUCGCAGAGCCGCCGGCUGGACGACCAGCGUGCCAGCGUAGGCAGCUUGCCUGGGCUCCGUAUCACCCACAACAACCUGGGACACCUGCGUGCCGACGGGGACCCGCAGGAGCCUGGGGACGAGUUCUUCAACAUGCUCAUCAAGUGCCAGUCCGCCAGGAUCGACGACCAGCGCUGCCCGCCUCCCGACGUGCUGCCCCGAGGCCCCACCAUGCCUGACGAGGACUUCUUCAGCCUCAUCCAGAGGGUGCAGGCCAAGCGGAUGGACGAACAGCGGGUUGACCUCGCCGGGAGCCCGGAGCAGGAGGUCAGCGGGAGACCCGAGCCCCGGCAGCAGUGCCAGCCUGGCGCCACCUAA
Puma concolor (puma) is the source of this 1590-nucleotide messenger RNA. Lineage: Eukaryota; Metazoa; Chordata; Mammalia; Carnivora; Felidae. The record is from RefSeq and is a predicted model, not a curated record.